Molecule: messenger RNA, 1461 nt
Organism: Phaeoacremonium minimum UCRPA7
Lineage: Eukaryota; Fungi; Ascomycota; Sordariomycetes; Togniniales; Togniniaceae
Product: putative serine threonine-protein kinase cot-1 protein
Exons: 4
Coding region: 1-1461 (486 amino acids)
Biological process (GO): intracellular signal transduction; peptidyl-serine phosphorylation
Molecular function (GO): protein serine/threonine kinase activity; ATP binding
Source: RefSeq, a predicted model, not a curated record
AUGCCCAGCCAGCCCGCCCAGACCCCAGUCUUCGAGUUCCAAGCUGCACCCGAGCGAAACCCAGACAAAUAUGGCCCGAAUGCGAACAACAACCAGAAGAAAUGCUCUCAAUUGGCCGCAGACUUCUUCAAGGACAGCGUCAAGCGUGCUAGAGAGCGAAACCAGAGACAGAGUGAGAUGGAGCAAAAGCUUUCCGAACCAAAUCAAUCGCCUUCAAGGAGAGAGCAGAUUUGGUCUACUGGUGGCCGUCGCGAGGGCUCUUAUCUGCGUUUCCUGCGCACUAAAGACAAGCCCGAGAACUACACCACGGUCAAGAUCAUCGGAAAAGGUGCUUUUGGCGAGGUCAAAUUGGUCCAAAAGAAAGCAGACAGCAAGGUCUACGCUAUGAAGUCAUUGAUCAAGACCGAGAUGUUCAAGAAGGACCAGCUUGCUCACGUUCGGGCCGAGCGAGACAUUCUUGCCGAAAGCGACAGCCCUUGGGUGGUCAAGCUCUACACAACAUUCCAGGAUGCUAAUUUUCUGUACAUGUUGAUGGAGUUCUUGCCAGGUGGAGAUCUAAUGACCAUGCUCAUCAAGUAUGAGAUCUUCUCGGAAGACAUCACGCGAUUCUACAUUGCAGAGAUUGUGCUAGCGAUCGAGGCAGUUCAUAAGCUGGGCUUCAUUCAUCGUGAUAUCAAACCCGACAAUAUCCUCCUGGAUCGCGGCGGUCACGUCAAAUUGACCGAUUUUGGCCUUUCGACGGGAUUCCACAAGUUGCACGACAAUAACUACUACCAACAGCUUCUCCAAGGAAAGAGCAACCGUCCUAGAGAUAGAAACUCUAUUGCCAUCGACCAGAUCAACCUGACUGUCUCUAACCGUGCUCAAAUCAAUGACUGGCGACGAAGUCGUAGAUUGAUGGCUUAUUCCACUGUUGGUACCCCAGACUACAUUGCGCCCGAGAUCUUCACAGGCCAUGGAUACAGCUUCGAUUGCGAUUGGUGGAGCUUGGGCACUAUCAUGUUCGAGUGUCUCGUUGGUUGGCCCCCGUUCUGUGCAGAGGACAGCCAUGAUACCUAUCGCAAGAUCGUCAACUGGAGACAAAGCCUGUACUUCCCGGACGAUAUCCAGCUUGGUGUAGAGGCGGAGAAUUUGAUCCGAAGUCUAAUCUGCAACACUGAGAACCGACUCGGCCGUAGCGGUGCUCACGAGAUCAAGAGCCAUAGCUUCUUCCGAGGUGUUGAGUUCGACUCUCUUCGUCGCAUCCGUGCUCCAUUCGAGCCCCGCUUGACUAGCAACAUCGAUACAACGUACUUCCCCACGGACGAGAUCGAUCAGACUGAUAAUGCGACGCUGCUUAAGGCGCAACAGGCCGCCGCUAAUCAGCAACGCGCUAUGGCCGGAGUUGCUGAGGAGAGUCCCGAGAUGAGCUUGCCCUUCAUCGGAUACACUUUCAAGCGGUUCGAUAACAACUUCCGAUGA